This is a messenger RNA of Petromyzon marinus (sea lamprey), 3523 nucleotides long. It is a transcript of the gene SELENOT, whose product is annotated as selenoprotein T. Gene Ontology annotation, biological process: cell redox homeostasis. The record is from RefSeq and is a predicted model, not a curated record. Gene Ontology annotation, cellular component: endoplasmic reticulum membrane. NCBI's taxonomy places the organism in Eukaryota, Metazoa, Chordata, Hyperoartia, Petromyzontiformes, Petromyzontidae. Gene Ontology annotation, molecular function: thioredoxin-disulfide reductase (NADPH) activity.
CACGUGGCGCGCCAAAGUGAACGAUGGCGGCGCGGGUGGUGUCCCUGUGGUGCUCGGCGACCGCGGCGCUGCUGAUGGCGGCGAUGUUGGUGCCGGGCCCCGGGCUGGGACCGGGCACGGCGAGGGCCGACGGCUCGGUGCGGCAGAUGCGCACGCACCUGUUCGCGGGGCCCGUGCUCAAGGUCGAGUACUGCGUCUCCUGAGGGUACCGGCGGGUGUUCGAGGAGUACUCCCGCGUCAUCGCCGAGAGAUUCCCGGACAUCCGCGUGGAGGGCGAUAACUACCUCCCACAGCCCCUGUACAGGUACAUCGCCUCCUUCUUCUCCGUCUUCAAGCUGGUGCUCAUCGGCCUCGUGCUGAGUGGGAAGAACCUCUUCCCCAUGCUCGGAGUGGACACUCCCGGCGUGUGGACGUGGAGUCAGGAGAACAAGCUCUACGCCUGCCUCAUGAUCUUCUUUGUGAGCAACAUGGUGGAGACGCAGUGCAUGUCGACGGGCGCCUUCGAGGUCUCCCUCAACGACGUGCCCGUGUGGUCUAAGCUGCAGUCGGGCCGAGUGCCGAGCCCCCAGGAGAUCCUCCAGAUCCUGGACAACCAUGUGAAGCUGAGCGGCGGCUCCGCGGGCCGCAUGCAGCCCUCGUAGCGACUCGCGCGGCCACGGCAGCGGCGGCGGCAGAGGCGGCGUCCUCGGCACAAGAUGCGGUCUGCGGACGGACGGAAGGGUUCCGUGUGGGUCAAUGACGGGCCGCUCUGAAUCCUGGCCUCGCCGGGAGGAGCGGACCCUGACAGAAACGUUCCCACGCGGCUCUCCCCUCCGCCGCAAGGUCGCCGUCUCCGUGCCACGGACGGCUGCUGCUCCCCCCCCCCCUCACCCCCGAUACCCGGUGGCGAUGGCGGGCAGUUCGUUGACGCGAGCUCUGGGCCUCGCGUGUGAAGGUGGCAGUGUGGCCAUAGCACGAGGCCGGACGGAUGAAGCGCUCCCGGCAAACGUAGCUGCUCUCUUUCGCAGUUCAUUACUGCCUUGACUCCCUCCCUCCCAAUUUAAACUACCCGCCACCCUCCCUCAACCCCCCCCUGGAGAUUACCUCAGAAAAUGGUGAAACUCCCGUUCCUACCGUGAUUGUUCCGUGUCCGUAUGCAGACGCAGGGCGUGCGUGAGGGGGUCGUGGUCCCACUCCCCCACCUCUCCCCGUCGCUCCUCGUGAGAGACGGGGGGGGGGGUGGGGGGGGGCGUGGGGAAGUUGGUUCACGUCACCGCCAUCACGCAGCACCCUGAAGGAACAGCUUUGCCUGAGCCGACACGCGCGCACACGUGGGCGCUGGUGCCCUUGAUUAACCCGGGCACGUGCCCCCCCCCCCCUCCCCACCUUUUAAUCAUGAAUUGUGACCCCCUUAAUUAUUGUGACCCCUUAAUUAACUUAAUCUCGGCUAAAAGUCCGUUGUUGCAUGGGGGUCGGCUGCUCGAAAGUUAUGAUUAUUAUUUAAUAACUGUGCACAGUUCUCUGUUGUUGAUAAAUCAACGAGUAAACUAAUCGAGGGUUUUCUGUUCUUUAUACCGGGAUUAGUCUUUGAGCGCUCAAAGUGGGACGUGAGUCAAUUAGCGGCGACAACUUCCUUGACCCUCGCCCUUCCUGCUUCACCUCGCGGCCGCGUUCUCGCUUCGCCCCGACCGAGCGGCCGCUACGAACCGGGAAGCGCGGAGAGCACGGCACCGCCACGCGGCCAGCAACGAGCCGGCAACGCGGCGCCGAGGAAACGUCGCCACCACUUUACCUGUCGCCCCUCCCCUCCCCCCCGGCUUGUGCGGAUAUGAACGUGGGGGGGGGGAGUGGGGGUCGGGAGCGAGCCUCGUAGGCGACGUGGUGGACUUGCUGCACCACCCAGCCCCACCACUACCGCCCUCCGCCAUGGAGCCCAUCGCGCCCCGAUGAAAACAAUUCCAGCCGCCACUGCGGAUUAAGCGCGUUCAAUUGCUAGGGCGUCCCUGAGCCCGCUAUACUUGUGAUUUAUAUUUGAAUAACCGUCUCGUAAUCUGUCGCCAUCAGCGUGUAGGGAGGGGGCAGCCCUGGCGAUCCGCUCGCGGUUCCUUUUAGUCGUGAUUCACCCACCCCUGUACCACGCGAGGUAGUUUAUAUCCAGUGGUACCAGUUUGUGUGUAUGGCUACUUCAAAUGUAUCAUGUAAUCAAACACUUAUUAAACAAGGUUAUUGUAUGCUUCAAUUUUAUUGCUGAUUUAAAAUGUAAUUUUGGGUUAGGCCAUCUCAUGAUUUGACCAAAUUUGUGUCGUUAAGACCCUCCUGCCCAGUCAAGAAUUUUAAAAAAUCCGGAAGUCUUUCUGACUUGCUGUAUUUUUAUUCGGACUGCCUAGGAUCUUGUCCUGAUGAUCCGUGCCGUAGUUUCAAAUGAUAUGUCGCACAUCUAAUCGUUAAAUCUGCUACCAAGAAUCUUACUUUAUCCCAGCGGCGAGCGAGCUGAAACGAGCGCAAUCGGCGCAUCGUUAAAAUGCUUGCGCACUGCGGGACAAGUAUUUUGGUUGGGCCGGGUGGGGUGGAGGGUUUUUGACGACUAAUUAUGUCAGAUCAUUAAUACGUAGCCUAAACCAAAAAUUAAUUAUGAAUCGUAAUAUCAGCUGUUUACGAGUUAAAGAUCUCGGUAAAACUCAAGAUUUCCCAUCCCAGGUGGUACCAGCAAGGAAGAUAUUUGGUGUGGGCCACGGGAUUCGUUCACUGAUACAACGAAUGGUUGUGGUUUGAUUGCAAGAAUCGAUAAAAAAUUUUCCUACACAAUACGGUGAAUGUCACGACCCGUGCACCCAUUGCACACAAACUUCAACAAAUUGAUUCAUCGUAUAAACUCUUCCCACGCCUACGAUUCGACACGUGUAUCGUUAGCGCAGAAGAUCGAUUUAAACCGGUGAAUCGAUGGGUCGCUACGUGACUAAAUGCUGCGGCGGGCUCUUCUAUAACCCCCUUUGCGGAUCGCUGGAUUCCUGUUGCGUCUCCCUCAAUGUGCGUGUGUGUGUGUGCAGUCCGUGUUGUAUUUAUGUAAUGUGGGUCUCCCCCUAUGUGAGUUGUGCGGUAGUUCCCGCACGUGUGAUACUACUAAUACUACUACGUAGGUUUACGCGGUUGUGCUGUGUAUCUCCGACGGCGUUUGCACAACGCGACGAAGCUAAAUAAUCAACACGGGCUCGCUCUCCGGCGUCAAACACCAGCAGCAGCAGCGGCCGGCGAUGUUGGAGUAAUCGAGCGCGAUCGUGUGGCCGCCUUCGUUGGGUUCCUGACGGAAGCUACCAACCACGUGGGGCGAAUUGUUGGAACGCUGCGCCGAGCGGCACGCGGUUGCGACCCGAAAAAGCGUCGCCGGAGAUGGAACGGCCGUGCGAUUGCUGCUGGGGCCGGUUGACGGCGCGUGGAGCGAGUGGGGCUAGGCGAGCUCGGCCGGCCCUCGGUAACAGGGGGCCUGCGGUGAGCGAGGCUGUUUGUACCACGGGAAGUUAAUAAAUCGUGCUGCUCCCUAGCGUGA